This is a messenger RNA of Pichia kudriavzevii, 594 nucleotides long. RefSeq lists its product as uncharacterized. NCBI's taxonomy places the organism in Eukaryota, Fungi, Ascomycota, Pichiomycetes, Pichiales, Pichiaceae. The transcript has a single exon. Bases 1 to 594 code for a protein of 197 amino acids. Gene Ontology annotation, cellular component: intracellular anatomical structure. The record is from RefSeq and is a predicted model, not a curated record.
AUGGCUGUCAAGAUUAGGAAACCACAGUACAAAGAAAGAGGCAUUACUUGGGAAGAUCAAUCAGUUGUCCAACUUGCCAGCGAGUUGGAUUUGGAGAAGCAUUCCUUUGGUGGGUACUUCAGAGAAACCGACAGAUCCAAAGACAAGGUGGUCAAGAAGCAACUGCAAAUAGAGAGUGGUGACUACAAAGAUGUAGAGCGUUCUGAAUCAUCAGUCAUCCAUUUCUUGAUGACAUGUGAUUCCCCAGUGAACAGGUUCCAUGUUAAUGUUACAAGUAAAUGUAUCUACGUAUUACAGCGUGGAUCGGGGGUAUAUGUGUGUAUCCAUCCCGACGGGAGGCUCGAGACAUUCAGGGUUGGGUUCGAUGUGGCAAAUGGGGAGAGAACACAGUGGGUUGUUGAACCUGGGGUUUAUAAGGCAGGUUAUCUCGUCAAUAGUGCGGAUGCUGCAAAUGAAACCGCCACAGACCUACUAUGGAUUACAGAAAUAGUUGUUCCAGGUUUCGAUUUGGAUGACAUGAAAUUCCUAGACAAGAAACUCCUUGUGGAGAAGGUCGGGAGUGAACAAGCUGCAAAGCUGGAGUUCCUUUUGUAG